Molecule: messenger RNA, 1513 nt
Organism: Balaenoptera ricei (Rice's whale)
Lineage: Eukaryota; Metazoa; Chordata; Mammalia; Artiodactyla; Balaenopteridae
Gene: BAG1
Product: BAG cochaperone 1
Exons: 8
Coding region: 84-707 (207 amino acids)
Biological process (GO): protein stabilization
Cellular component (GO): cytoplasm; membrane; nucleus
Molecular function (GO): protein-folding chaperone binding; adenyl-nucleotide exchange factor activity
Source: RefSeq, a predicted model, not a curated record
GGAACGAAGAGGGGUCCCGGAGCGAAGAGGCCGUCGGAAGCGAAGAGGUGGCCCUGAGUGAAGAGGUGGCCCGGAGCGAGGAAAUGGCGGCAGCCGGGCUCAGCGUGACCGUCACCCACAGCAAUGAGAAGCACGAUCUUCAAGUUAUCCCGCAAGAGGGUUGUAGUGAACCAAUUGUCCAAGACCUGGCCCAGGUUGUUGAAGAGGCCACAGGGGUCCCGCUGCCUUUUCAGAAACUCAUAUUUAAGGGAAAAUCUCUGAAGGAAAUGGAGACGCCAUUGUCAGCACUUGGAAUACAAAAUGGUUGCCGGGUCAUGUUAAUUGGGAAAAAGAACAGUCCAGAGGAAGAAGCUGAACUAAAGAAGUUGAAAGAUUUGGAGAAGUCUGUGGAGAAGAUAGCUGACCAACUGGAAGAGUUGAGAAAAGAGCUUACUGGAAUCCAGCAGGGUUUUCUGGCCAAGGAUUUGCAAGCUGAAGCUCUCUGCAAGCUCAACAGGAGAGUAAAAGCCAUAAUCGAGCAGUUUAUGAAGAUCUUGGAAGAGAUUGACACACUAGUUCUGCCAGAAAAUUUCAAAGACAGUCGAAUGAAAAGGAAGGGUUUGGUGAAAAAGAUUCAGGCGUUCCUAGCUGCCUGUGAUACAGUGGAGCAGAGCAUCUGCCAGGAGACGGAGCGACUGCAGUCCACAAACUUGGCCCUGGCUGACUGAGGAUCACAGCAGACAAGGAUGAGGCCACCUCCUCAGGAACCGUAAUGUACCCUUCAGGAACCCUGGCCCAGUCCAGACCCCCUGCUGAGCUCUGCCCACCCACCCAGUGUACAGUGCGGGGGAGGUCCCAGGGCUCCCUGGGCAUAUCCUUCUACAGCUUUUCCCUCUGUACACCCUCCCCCGGGCGGUUUCAGCUUCCUGGGCUUUCAACCACCUCUGCAUGCUCUUGGCCGCAAAUCUGUCUCUGGCCUGGACCUCUGUCUUAGACUCCAGGCCUGUUCACAUGAUUGUCCAUUGUACAUCGCCGCUGGGAUGUCCCAGAGGUUCCACUGUCCAGGAACAUCAUCGCCCCACAAACCUGCCACACACACCCUGCCCCCCGCCACAUGGCACCACCAGCCACCCAAGCCUACAAGUUAGAAACCAGCUUGUUGCUCUUGCUUCCUUCCUGCCUGUCAACCCCUCGCAUCCAAUCUCACAGCUUGUCGAUUCUACGCCCAAUGUAACCCUAAGUCUUUAAUUAUCAUGAUCGUUUUCCAAGUUAGGACAGUGUCCAUCUGUCUAGAGUAUUGCAGCUUCCAAAGACUUUCUUCUCUUCUGUGUUCUCACUUAGCUCUGGCCGGCUCAAGGUCUUGUGAAUGAAGAAAUGAGACCAAAUAGGAGAUCCGAUGUACCAAGGUCAUGUUCUGGCCCUGCUCGCUCUAGACUCAUUUCUUGCCUCUCCCCAAUUCUCCUUUAAAUGAGAAUGUACUCCAGCAUACCCACCUUCUUAUAUUUCCUCAAAUAUAAACUUUUUUUCCUUUCUA